CCCAGAUACUUUCCCAUAACCAAACGAACGCAACAAAGAGAACCCAUAACUCUUCAAACCCUCUCAUAUAAAUACCCACCUUCUCUACAUAACAACUCACACAAACCAAAUAUCAUGACCCGUUGCUGCCUCUCCCUUCACGCACUCCUUAUGGUGCUCCUUCUCCAACCACCCGCACCACAUUAAUCCCUUCUCUCUCCCAAAUUCCCAAUCAAUUUUCCCAGAAGGUGCAUAAACAUCACUACAAUGCUUGAUACAGUUCUUUUGGCACUUUUUCUUCCUUGUCUAGGAAUGAGUGCCAUCUUCGUCGUCUACAUGUGCCUUCUCUACGCCACCACUCGUCACCGUUCAGAUUCAAAUCCACCGUUGAAGCCGGUCACCGAAAAGGGUCUCUCCCCUUUAGAUCUUGAAAAGCUUCCUAAAAUCACCGGUAAGGAAUUGCUCGCGCCCACCGAAUGCGCCGUUUGCCUUGACGAUAUCGUUGAUGAACAACCGGCUCGUCUGUUACCCGGUUGUAACCACGCUUUUCAUCUCCAAUGUGCCGACACGUGGCUCUCCAAACACCCUAUGUGUCCUCUAUGUAGAGCAAAACUUGACCCUCAGAGUCUCAAUUCUGAGAGUCCCUGCUGAACGAUCGAUCAAAAUUCAUUGGUGCAUGUUUAUAUCAGAAUAACAUGAAUUACUCUGAUCAUCGUUGCGAUAUUAAACAUGCACUUCAUGACAUUGUUAUACAGUUGUGCACGAAAAUCUUGAUAUUGAGAUAAAAUUAUAAGAAAUUGCCGUAGUUACUGCGGUAACUUUCUGAAAUUGUCGCAUUUUACUGUGUAUAUGCAAAUGAAGCGGCGUGCGGCAGAAGGAUAGAAGGGUUAUUACAAAUAACUUAUGUUCUAAUUUUAGGUUUAUUUUGUUUUAUUGUGAAUUAUUAGUAGCUGCUAAUGUAGUGAUCCAAAAAUGUUGUUUUUUUUGGAACUGUUGAAGGAAAUGAAUUUAUGAUUACGUUUUUAGAAUUUAUUUUUUGUUUGUUUGUGUUGCUGUGAAAUGAAUUGCAGUCACGUAACAUAAAAUUGAAGACACGUAUGUUAGGGUUGUUGAAGAAAGUGGGAUGAAUGGGGCCAUAUGUAUUGUACUACUACUUUGAACGGUUUCAUGUACUUUCUGACAAAGAGUCACAAGUAACGCAGUGGGAUUUUUUU
Medicago truncatula (barrel medic) is the source of this 1193-nucleotide messenger RNA. RefSeq names its product E3 ubiquitin-protein ligase ATL23. The record is from RefSeq and is a predicted model, not a curated record. The transcript has a single exon. Lineage: Eukaryota; Viridiplantae; Streptophyta; Magnoliopsida; Fabales; Fabaceae. Bases 247 to 630 code for a protein of 127 amino acids.